Choloepus didactylus (southern two-toed sloth) is the source of this 3752-nucleotide messenger RNA. RefSeq names its product lymphocyte antigen 96 (gene LY96). The transcript has 5 exons. The record is from RefSeq and is a predicted model, not a curated record. Gene Ontology annotation, biological process: innate immune response; detection of lipopolysaccharide; cellular response to lipopolysaccharide. Lineage: Eukaryota; Metazoa; Chordata; Mammalia; Pilosa; Megalonychidae. Gene Ontology annotation, molecular function: Toll-like receptor 4 binding; lipopolysaccharide binding; lipopolysaccharide immune receptor activity. Gene Ontology annotation, cellular component: lipopolysaccharide receptor complex. The coding region runs from base 1324 to 1860 and encodes 178 amino acids.
UUUCUACCAUUUUUGUUUUUAAAAAAGUAUGAAUAUAAAUGUACAUGCUGGUGUAUGGAUAGACAGUUUUUUAAAGUGUGUAUGUAAUAAGUGUAGUUGGGGAUUGUAAGUCAGAAGCAAAUGGGAGAGUUACUUUUUCCAUUGUGUUUAAGAUUUUUAAAGUAUGCAGAUAACUAUCUUUUCCCACAUUAAAAACCAUAGUUUUAAAAUUCACAAGUUAUGGGAAACAGUGUUGGUCUCCUUUGCUUCAGAACACGGGUUUUUGCCUAACUCCUCUGGCAUGAUUGUCCAUAAUAAGAAUCUCCAUAUACAGUUAAGUGUGUGGUUAGCUAUAGGGGAAGUUGUGACUUAAGUAGUCUUGUCUUCAGUGGUCCCUUUUGUCUCUCCAUGUUCACUCUUCUCCCUUAGUAUGUGUUAUCGGUAGGGAAGUCAUAUAUAAUGAGUAGGUGGAUAGUAACUCUAUAAAACAGUAAUCUAGGCUGUUUUUACCAAACAUUUGCAUUUUAAGUUUUUUAUUUCUAAUUGUAAAAUGGAAGUUGAUUCUUCUGAUAUUUCAGCCAUCUGGGAGGAGCAAGAGGUCUCAUCAUGCUAUGUAGAUCAGUAGAUACUUAACUGAGUGCCUAGUGUGUGCAAUGUCUUGUGCUGGUUGCCAGAGUCACAGUUAAGAACGAAACAUCCAGCCUGUCUUUGUGGAGCUGCCUAAGAUCUCCAUGAAGGUAACCUUAAAUGGCUUGAAUGUGUAUGAAGGAGGAUGAUAGGGAAGCAGCAGGAGCAUCACUAGUUCCUAGGGAAAGAACAUUCAGCUCUGAGGUUGCUAGAAGCUUAUUCAUAGGAGAUAGUUUGAGGCAGGUAAGUGUUUGCCAUCUCCCUUUUAAUAUUUCUGAGAGCUAGUGCUCACCCUCUUCCAGAAUCAGCCUGCUCAUUUCAGAACUCCUGUCCCCGUUCCUCAGUGCCAUCUCUGUCCUCAGGUUUGGCUUCUCCCUGCUUGCUCCUUUGUCUUCUGUCACCUAGAUAAAUGCCUGUUGCUAUCUUAGGAGUUAAUGUGAUUAGUAUCUUGCUAUAAAAGUUACUCUGUGAUCAAAUUUAUUAUGGAAAUUCUAGAAAGUAGAAGCAAGGAAAAGAAUCACUCCUAGUUACACUCCUAGAGGAAAAUAGCACUGUUAACAUUUUAAAAUUUUCUUCCAGGAUUCUCUCCAGAAUUUAUUCUAAGUAUGAUAUCUCAUUCUUUAAUGAUGUAUUAGGUAAGAAUGAAAGCCUUAGCUUGGCCAUAUUUGUUAAAAGUGCAUGCUCAUUCUUUGAGAUAACCUUGUACUUUUCUUGUCAAUGCUUUUAUUUUUAGGGAGAAUUUCAAAUGGAAAAGUAGAGGAGCACAAUGAACCUGCUUCCUUCCAUCUUCUGGAUUCAACAAUUACAAUUUGUGAUCAAUCUUUGUAUUAUCUAGUCCCCAACCACUUAACCUCUCCUUUUAUUUUGAGGCAAAUCCCAGACACAGUAUUUCUUCUUCCUAGUAUUUCUUCUAUAAGGGGGCAGUACUGGAUCUGCAACUCCUCCGAUACAAGUAUUUGGUACACCUACUGUGGGAGAGACAUAAAAAAUUUGUAUUUCAAUCUCUAUAUAUCUGCCAACUCCAUGAACUUUCCAAAGCGCAAAGAAGUUAUUUGUCGAGGAUCUGAUAGUGAUUUUUCUUUUUGCAGAGCUCUGAAGGGAGAGACUGUGAAUACAUCAGUAUCAUUCUCCUUCAAGGGAAUACGAUUUGCUAAGGGGCAAUACAGAUGUGUUGCAGAAGCCAUCAACGGGAAAACUGAAGAAAUGCUCUUUUGUCUGAAUAUUACUGCCCUACACCAUCCUGAUCUCAAUUAGAAUAAAUUGAGCAUAUUUUUAUUUUUCAAAGUAAAAAUUUUUCAAAGUUUUUGUUCUUAAUUAAAAAAAAAUUCUGCACAGGUAAUGAAAUCUCUGGAACCUAUUGACUCUGUUGCCGGCUGCUACUCGGGGACAGAGUGCCAGCACUGCUUCCGUGGGUUACUGCAGCCACCUCCUGGCUGAUCUUCCUGCAUCUACUCAGGAUUCCGGCUUUUCUCUACAACGGCAGUUUCAACAGUAUUUUCAAAAUACAGGUCUGGUCAUGUCACCACAAUGCAAAUGAAACAAAACAAAACAAAAACAAACAAGGACCUUCCUGUAGCUUCCUAUUCCUUUUGGGAUAAAGUUCUAAUUCUUUGGAGGACUUCAAAGACCCUGCCCAUCCUUCCUUUCUCCAGCCCGUUGUCCCAUCACCAUCCCCUUGCUUUCUGCUCCUGACUGUGCUGUAUUCCCUCCCGCCCCAGAACCUUGCCCACAGUUCCCUCUGCCUCAAUUCCACUCCUCCACUCUGCCACCUCCCACCCCUUCACCUCUGUAAAGGUUCUCUUUCACAGCACAGGGCCACUUUCUCAAGAAAUCUCCAGCAGGUAGUUACACUUUUGGUACCGGACAGAGGUAAGUCCCAAGUAAAAUCAUAGGGAAAUCAUAUAAUAUGUGGUCUGGCUACCCAUCUCCUGUGACUUUCUUGUCCCCACCCCAGAUCUUUUCUCUCCACCAGCCUCUAUUUCAUCCACAGGGUCAGCUUUCUCUGUGAUAAGCUUUUGUAGACAUGUGUCCCUUCCUUCCAGUACUUAAACCUUAUUUUGAUCAUCUGUUGCUAGACUAAGAUCUAUGAGUGCAAGCACCAUGUCAGUUCAGUUUUGCUCAUUACAACUGAUCCAGCACGUAGUACCUAGCACCCAGCACCUAGCACAGUACCUGGGCCUGAGUUUGCUAUGCAUCAAUAUUUAUUGAAUGCAUAAAUGAAUAUUUUCUUCUUGAAAAUGAUUCAAAUAAUAUAAAACUAUAGAGACCAAAAUAGUCAUGCAAUCAUUCAAGUAAUAUUUAUUGCUAUGUCAGGCCCUGUUCUAGAUGCUGGGCAUAUAGUAUUUAACAACCCAGACCAGAAAAUCCUUGCUAUCAAGGAGUUUUUAUUUUUUGGGGGGAGACUGACAAUUAAAUGAGUAAAUUAUAUAACACUUUACUAGCAUACAUAUUAUAUAAGUGCUAUGAUAAGAACCAUAAAGCAGGGUAGGGGGGUAGGGAUUGGGAUGGAAGUGAUUGUUGAAGUUUUAGUAGGGUGUUCGGGAAAGGCCUCACUGCAAAGGUGAUGUUUGAAGGAGUUGAGGAGCAAAUCAUGGGGCUUUCUCCAGGAAAGGACUUUGCAGGCUGAGGGAACAGCUGGUGCCAAGGGUCUAAAGUAGGAGAGAGCCAGAGGAGUUUGGGGAAGCGCAGCAAGCUGUUCAGAUGAGGUGAGUGAGGGGAGAGGAGGUCAGAAAAGUGUGGCGUGGGGCAGGCACGUGCGUAGGGUCUGACACACCACUGUUAGGAUUUUAGCUAUUGCUCUGAGAUGGAAAGCCACUAGAGGGUUCUGAGUAGAAUGACAUCAGCUGAGGUGCCAGUUUGUAUAUAUUAUGUCUUCCACAAAAAGCCAUGAUCUUUAUUCCAAUCUUGUGGGAUAUUGGGAUUAGGUUGUUUCCAUGGAGAUGUGACUCACCCAACUGUAGGUGAUAAUUUUGAUUAUAUUAAUUCCAUUGAGUUGUGGCCCUGCACAUUCAGCGUGGGUCUUGAUUAGUUUACUAGCAUCCUUUAAAAACACUGACACAGGUCUAGACACUUGCUGGCUUAGCUCAGAGAUGCUUGGAGUUGCGGACCCCUGAUGUUGGCUGAUGCUUAGACAUUUUGGACAGCGC